Molecule: messenger RNA, 6641 nt
Organism: Portunus trituberculatus (swimming crab)
Lineage: Eukaryota; Metazoa; Arthropoda; Malacostraca; Decapoda; Portunidae
Product: putative neural-cadherin 2
Biological process (GO): homophilic cell-cell adhesion
Cellular component (GO): plasma membrane; catenin complex
Molecular function (GO): calcium ion binding; cadherin binding
Source: RefSeq, a predicted model, not a curated record
UGGGAUCUUGGGAUGAAAUGACUAAAUAAAAAUGAAGAUAAUAGUACUCUUUUAAAAUCAACCUCAGGAGCAGACCCAAAUAAAGAAAAAGGUAAAGCAUAAUUUGCGAUAUCAAGCAAUUCCUCCGUGUUGCGCGUCACGCCUCUGCAGAUCUCAGAAUCUCGAACAGACAGACAGAAAAACAGGCGUACAGACUGCUGGUCCCUGUGACGCUCGCCAUGGACCCCGCCAGGAUACUGCAGAUCAUCACCAACAGCACCUGGAUGGUGACCAAGCUGGUGGGCAGCGACCCGGUGGAGUUCGAGCAGCCGGAGUAUGAGGUGACGGUUCCUGAGAACACCCGCGCUGACCACCUGCUGCGGCUGUCUGCCAGGGUGCGGGCCUCAGGUGAGACAGUGCAAUACAAAUUGGUGCAAGGCAAUGAAGCCGGUCUGUUCCGCCUCGACCCAACCUCAGGCAACCUCUCGCUCCUACGCCCUCUUGACUACGAGCUGCAGCAACAGUACGAGCUGGUUGUGGAGGCUGUGGCGGGCGAGGCAAAGACCAAGACGCGGGUGGUGGUGAAGGUGGAUGACCAGAACGACCAUGCGCCGGUGUUCCUGAGGGCGCUGCACGAGACCCAGAUCACUGAGGAGGACAACAGACACCUGCCCAAAGUCAUACUGAAGCAAGUGACGGCGGUGGACGGGGACGCGGGUCGGUUCGGCAGGCUGGCUUACACCAUUUCCGGGGACGGAAUGUUCGCCAACGGGUCGCGGCCUUGCUUCUCCGUGGACGCCGCCUCGGGCACCGUGCUGCUCCUCAGGCCCCUGGACCGCGAUCCUCCCCAUGGCCGGCCUCAGUGGCACUUGAGGGUGACGGCCACGGACGGAGAGCUAGAGGCGCACACCGACAUCCGUGUUAACCUCAAGGACGCCAACGACAACGCGCCUUUCUUCCCUUCCCGCACCACCACCGCCACCGUCUCCGAGGACACGCCCCUCGGGUCGUCGGUGACGCGCGUGGUGGCCACGGACCACGACGACCCCCAGGAGGGAGACAACGCCAAGGUGACCUUCUCGCUGGAGAAGAACGCGAUCGACGAGUCGAGCGGCCGUCCCAUCUUCGCGAUCGACAGCGAGCUGGGCGUCAUCACCACGGCGCUGUGCUGCCUCGACCGGGAGAAGACCCAGCGCUACGUCAUCCAGGUGGUGGCGACCGACGGCGGCGGCCUCAAGGGCACGGGAACGGUGGUGGUGGACGUGGACGACGUGAACGACGUGCCUCCGAGGUUCUCGCGGCCCGAGUGGACGCUGGACGUGCCUGAGAGCCUCGACCCCGACAACGUGCUGGCCACACUCACCGUCGUGGACCAGGACGUCACCAACGACUUCGCCUACAGGGUGGUGCCGGGCAGCGGGCGGGGCUGGCAAAUGUUCCGUGUGGAGGCCGCGUCUGGAUCCUUACCCGGAGGAAACCUGAGGUCUGUGGAGUCACUCGACUACGAGGAUCCUGACCACCGGCAGGGCUUCCACUUCAAGGUUCAGGUGACAGAUAUGGGGGAGGCUGCGUGGGAACGGACUGAUCACGUGGCGGAGACCAGGGUGAGGCUCAAUGUGGUGGACGAGAACGACAACGACCCAGUGUUUAGUGAGGAUGUUAUCCAUUUAACCCUCCCAGAGGACACCCCGCGAGGAUCCCUCCUCGCCUCCUUCACGGCCCUUGAUCCGGAUGUUGGUGGUGACAGCCGUGUCCAGUACCAGGUAGAUCCAGCCAGCGAUCCUGGCCACCAAUUUGAAGUUGACGAGACCGGGGCACUGCACCUGGUGGGAGGGAUGGAUCGGGAAGCUAGGGAUACCCACAGGGUGAUGGUGCUGGCGGUGGACGACGGGGUGCCGCCCAGGACGGCCACCGCUACUCUGGCAAUCAAUGUGACAGAUGUGAACGACAACCCGCCGUUCCUGUCUGAACCUCGCGAGGUGCAGGUGACGGAGAACAGCCAGGCACAGCUGGUGGCGCGGGUCAAGCUGGGUGACCCCGACGACUGGCGGCAGGGUCACGGGCCGCCCUUCACCAUCUCCCUGGAUCCCCGCGCGCCGCCCCACGUCAGUGACAGUGUCAGAGUCACGCUGGACAGGAGAGGAGACGACGGGCGGGGCGUGGGCGUGGUGUGGACGCGGGCAGCGCUGGACCGAGAGGAGCGUCCCAUCCUGCUGGUGCCCCUGGUGGUGGGCGACGCUGGGUGGCCGUCCCUCACUGCCACCGUCACCCUCACCCUGCACGUGGCCGACGUCAACGACAACCCCAUGGCGCCCGCCGCCAAGACCGUCACCGUGCACACAAUGCAGCGGCAGGGAGCGGCAGUGCCUCUGGGACGCGUGUAUGUACAAGACCCAGACGAUUGGGACGCUGCAGCCAAAACCUAUGCUUCGACAGCCCACGGUGGCUUCUUUCUCGACACCUCCAGCGGUCAUCUUACCAUGGCGCCCUCCACCCCAGACGGCCAGUACGACCUUGGCUUUUUAGUAAGUGACAAAAGUCAUAACCAAAGUGAAGUGGAGGCAAAUGUUACUGUUCAAGUCAGAUGUCUGAAACCCAACCACCUUCUUUACUCCACGCCCUUCACACUGCCCAUCAACACUGACACUGUUGUAAGACAAAGGAAUGUGGAAGAGACCUCCAUCCUUUCUCGAAUACUAGCUGCCGUGCAGAAGUGGGUGGGAACGAAAGGCAAAGAUGUUCAAGUUCUGUCAGUGGAGCCAAUUGAAAAAGAAAAAAUUCCAGCUACACGUGUGUGGCUGUCAGCUGUGGGAAUGAUGAACUUUGACCACAUUUUGUUAUAUCACAAAAAUGAGCUGAGUGCGACUAUCGGAAUCACCGUGCAGGACGUGGGCACCGUCACAUGCCGGGAAAACCUUAUUCAAUCGCCGGACGCCAUGGCGGAGGAAAGGUGUGUGGGCGGCUGCUGGGUAGGCCUUGCUGACGACUUCAUCGUGGUAGACGCCAAUUCAUCUGCGGUGGUGGGGCCGCGGGUGGUGGUGCGCGGCCCUUGUGGCUGUACUAGCUCCACCACGCCCGUUCAGAUCAGAUCCUGCUCCCCCAAUACCUGCCUCAACGGCGGCAGGUGCCUCAACACAUCUUCGGGCACCCGAUGUAUAUGUCCUUACGGCACGUGGGGACAGCGCUGCAAGAUGCUCUCCAGAUACUUCAAGGGUAAGGGAGAUGGGCAUGAGGCUGCUGCUACAGGAACCUCAGACGAGACUUGGGCGUGGGUGCCUCCUAUCCCGCCUUGUACUGAGGUGCACGUGAGCCUGGAAGUAUUGAGCACGACGGAGUCAGCUGCACUGCUUUACUCUGGCCCAGACCAGGACACUGAAUCAGGCAGCCAUGACUUGCUGCUGCUGGAGCUGCGUCAGGGACAACCAGUGCUGCUGCUGGACCUGGGUGGCGGCCCUGUCACCCUCACCCUCAACUCCUCCUCCUCCCUGGCUGACAACACGUGGCACAGGAUAGACCUCAUCUGGAAGCACGAGCUGCUGGAGAUGAUUGUGGACUUGUGUAUGGGCGACAGCUGGGACGAGCCGCUCACGUCUUCUCCAGCUGUCAGCAACACGUCCACGCUAGUCAUCCCUGAUGUCCACGCGUGUCGCGGCACCGCUGUCCUGCCGCGGAACGCCCGUGUACUGAACACAGGAGGAAUGCUUCAAGUGGGCGGUUUGGCACAUCCUCUGCCGACUCUUCUCAUGGCUAGGGAUGAAGCUCCCAUUCCGCUGCACUUUCGUGGGUGUAUAAAAAAUCUCAGAGUCAAUGGAGAGCUGGUGGACUUGGGAAACAAGAUACUCAGCAGGGGAAGCUCUUCAGGUUGUGCUGCUGCUGACUGCCUAACCAACCAACUUCACUGCGGCCCGCAUGGCAGGUGUCAGGGGUCACCGGGGUCCCUGCGGUGUGAGUGUCAGCCAGGGUGGGGCGGCCCGGGCUGUGCCUCGCCCACCACGCCCGCCACCUUCCUCCCUAACAGCUACGUCAAGCUGGCCCUGUCCUUCUCACCGCUGGCCUACACCACCUCCAUCACCCUCAGGUUCCGCACCCUGAGGAGAAGAGGCGAGCUGGUGGUGCUGUCAUCGCAGCACGGGCGGGACAGCUGGUCUAUACAACUGGUGGACGGCCGCUUGUGUGCAGUGUUGCAUCUCCAUCCUCGACCCCAAUCUUCACUGUGCCUCACAAGAGCUGCCCUCACCGAUGGCCGAUGGCACUCUGUUUCCUCCACCAGGUAUGGCUCGGCAAUUUUUCUUGAAGUGGACGACGGGGACGGUGACCUGUACAACGCUUCGCUGGUGCUGGAGGGAGAACAGUUGCUGGAUGUGGACAAGCAAGAGGGCGUUCGUGUGGGCGGGUCUCCAUACUUCCAAGAGAAAGGAGUUCUUAAAAUUCACAAUGAUUAUUUUGAUGGCUGCAUCGAUGAUCUGCGCAUCUCAGAUCGCAGCGCGCCGCUGGCACCGGCUGUCAACAGCACACCUUGGGGCCAAGCAAGCGUCUUCAAGGGUGUGGAGCAGGGCUGUGUCGCCCCCUCUGCCUGCACCAAUGUUUCCUGCAGACCACCACUCUCCUGCAUAGAUACCUGGAGGUCCUACCACUGCGGAUGUGGCGAGGGCCGCGUGCUAAGACGGGGCCGAAUGAUGUGCGAGGAUGAGGAUGAGUGUGUGUGGCAGCCUUGCCUGAACGGAGGCUCCUGCUUCAACACUCAGCCAGGCUACGUGUGCUCCUGCCCGGCUGGGUUCAGUGGACAGCACUGCCAGCUGCCUGAUGUGGGCCAGACCUCCCUCAAGCUGCCCGUGGGCGUCCUGGUUACCAUCGUUGUGUGGUGCAUCUUCCUCGUGUUGCUGGUGUGUGCCUUCCUGCUCCAUCAACACCGCCGCAGUGCACUGCGCAGGUGCAUAACAGACACCAAGGAUAAUUCAGUGGACUGCAAGGAUCAGGUGGCGCCGCCGUGCAGCCACACACCCAACUUGCUGGAGAUGCAAUUGCUUAAACCACCCAGAGCCAAUGGCCAGCCCGCCUGGACCAGGAACCCCAACAUUGCAGACGUAGACGUGCUGCAGGUGGAUGUUGUGUUGCCUGCCAACACAAGGGAAGAGGACGACAGCUGCGUCUCCCAGCCGUCCUAUGGAGGAGGCAGCCAUCAAGGUUCGCUUAGCAGAAGGACGAGUAAGACCAGUACCGUACUUGACGCAAGUGAUCUGAAAAACUACGAGUACGAGGGUGAAUGUGCUUUCCCUGGAUCAUUGACUACCCGUGCGUGACGGUAAAUAGGCAGAAACAGGAGGUGCUCAGGGUGACCAUGACGCAUCUCUGCGCCGCCCCGCCACGGGGAACAGAUGCACUUUCUCGCCAAGUGUCGCGUUUCUUCCUACUUGGUCGUCUUACUGGAAGAAUUGCAUUUUUAAAACGAACAAAAUAUUUCUUCACGGCAUUCUGCAAGUUAGAGGUUGGAAACAGGAAGCCUCUCAUUGAUGGCAUACUGGCACGGAAGCAGCACUCCAUGUGUACAUUUUUCUUUUUAUUUCUUCCAACAAAACAAAACGUUCAAGAGUCGUGCCUGCUGCCUUCCUCGCGUGAAAGGGGAUGGUACUAUGUCGAUGAUAAUCUGACGUUGUUGGAAAGUGUCAUCAGGGCUGAGCUACAGACACUACCGAACUGCUGCUGAUUAGACGUCUCCGCCAGGACACUAUGUGAAGGACCUGAAUAUCUCUAGGACAGGAAAACUAUAAAAUUGCCCCUUGUCCCAUGUCUUUAUAGAAGAACUUAGACGUAUCUAGACGAGCCUUUGGUAAUGUCUAGUGAUGACGAGGAGGUCCAGCAAUAUUUUAAGACUUGGCGUCACCGUGAGACACAGCACGCCUGAAAAACUGGCGGGGAGGGACAAGUGGCGGCGCUCACUACCUUCAUCUUCGUCCAACAAAGCGAAGUACCACACCUUACAAGCAACACGAGAACACUGGUGAUGCAGCCGAGCAGAUCUGUGACUGUUACACUUAGUGCAGUCCUGCUGAGUUCAAACAAUUAUAUUGUAUUUCCUAAAACUUUUGUACUUUCAUCAUGAUAACUGACCAUAUCCCAUAUUCUCGUGUUAAAGGUAACCUCGUGAGAAACUGUCAAAAUUAUUAUAACAGAAGCAUGGCGUACCAUAAGAUCUAUGAGGUGACAAGUGAGGUUCCUUCCAGGCGAAGCUUUUCGAGGUAUGUUUAUUGCAGCACCAGCACUGCAAGCAAUCAGUGCAGUAAAGUGCUAUGAUUAUAUAAUGAAAAAAAAAAAACUUGAUUUGCUUCGUCUAGAAGUGAGCACAAAUCACAAGCGUUCACAAACCACCAAGACGGUUGAUGUCUUAGCACAAAGCAUUCUAGGUUAAGGUGGCAGCCUUGUCCGCUGACACGGCCUUUCUGCACCACUUUGUAUGAGCUUUCUUACACGUGCUGGAACAUAUAUUCAGUAUGAACAGCUAAUUUUGAUACUAUAUUUUUAUACAUGUAUCUACCUGAGAGUACUUAAAGUAUCUGUAUAUGAAAUUUGUAUGCUAUCAUGCAUGUGCAUCCUUCUUGGCUUGUGUUGCUAAGAAGAGAAUGGUACAAAGCUGGGGACUAGCAUAUAAUAAAUCAAUAACCUAU